AAUGGAAAUAUUUUAUAUUAAUUAUUAUGAAAUUAAUUUUAUUUUCAGUAAAAAAGAAUCGAAGCAACUGCAUUUAGAUUUUAUUUAUUCAUUUAUUUAUUUAUCUUAGGACUUUACUCACUGGAAGUCUAUUAAUUAUAUUAUUAUUACCAAAUUGUAAUACUUUUAUGCCAUGAAAUGGUUCCAGAAUUUCUCUAUUUCAAAAUCAACCAUUUGAUAUGCAACAAUCUGAUACAAAAUAAUAGUGAAUUUCUAUUUCAUUUGAAAAUGGUAGAUAAGCUCUUAAAACCUGCCAAAUAUAAUUAAAAGGAACAACGAAGGAAUUAGUACAAAAAUUUCCAUGGAAAAAGUAGCGUGACCGAAACGAUGCUAAUUAAGAAGCUGGGAUAAUCCUUUACCGUCUUCCAACAUCUUAAAAAUUGAUCUCCGUCCUAUCUGUCCUCCUAAUCCCUGAGAUUAAUACUUCAUGCCAAUACAAGAGCCUCCCGACAACUUGACCCUGCGAUUCUAUGGUUGAGGGGGUGCGAGAGGAGGACUCCUGGGGGCUUCCAGGGCGGAGCAUCCCUUAUCAGCACUGAACACUCGUCGCUCUGCGCAGCCUCUGUGGCUUCAGUGACUUUUUCAAACGAAUUCACCACCACCUAUAGUUCUUGCUUCGAAAACUUCCUUGCUUGAUACUCAUCUUGGAAUAUUACAAAGGAAUAUCUUAUCUCACUUCUUGUAACAACAUUUGUCAUAAUUCAAAUAACAACCCUCCCAUUUUUGUGAGAGACACGUGGAAUUUAUAUGGGGUGUUCCAAAUAGUAAUUAACUAACUAAUUAUUAUUUUUUGAGAUAUUAUUUCUUCAAUAUAUGAUAGAUUUUCAUUCAGAAAAUUGAGUGGCAAAUUUUAAUUAAUGCACUAUUAUAUGCUUUUCAUAGGUGUGGGUCAUAAUUAACCCAUCGAUACUUCAAAAAUUAAUAAGAAAAAAAAAUACAUUCAAGUUUUUAUUUUUCCAUGUAGAAAUAAAAAAUAUUCUCUUGUCAGAUGAAAAAGGCAUGAAACAUAGUGGCGCAGAAAAUUAUCAUGGGAGAUCUGUAGCAUGAAAAAGCUAACGGGAAUGGAAUAUGGUCGAGCACGUGAAGAAUUAUUGUCGGCAGGCUGUGCCAAUAGAAAAGAGGCGUGUCGUCGGGUUUGCGCAGUGUCCCAUGAAACGUCAACGCGUUCAAAUAGAAUCCCCAUACCAGCUUCACCCUGAGGAGCACAACGACCAACGGUGUAGGGGGUGAAAUCAAUUUUCGUUAUCGCCGUCAACCAGCCGGCCCAUAUUAAUCCAAUUAUUAGUGUUUGUUUUCCAAGCACGACUCUUAUCGUUCUGGAAUUGUUCAAGUUACGGAACAUGAUCCUUGAAAGAAUUGCUGAUGUCUAUGAUUCUGGGAGAAACUGAAUUUUAUUUAUUCCCAUAUACCUACGUGACAAUAUCUCGUAGAUAAUUCAAUGAUAAUGAGAGUAUAUUUCACGGAGAUAAUGCUAACACCUAAUUUGUAUUCGCUGGCACGCGCAAAUUGAGCUGUAUAUUGGUAAACCUGUGGGAAACCGCUACGAAACCCACCCCAAGUCACUUUUUAGGGUGCUUUUGCUGGUUCGAUGGGAAUCUGCCGAAUUUAUUAUAUGAAUUUUAAUAAUAGCAAAUUUUUCUCAUAUUAUUGAAAAUGUACACUUUAAUUUUUCUUCACUUAUCAUUUAUUUGUACUACAAUGUGGGUAAAAAGAAGAAGGAAAGGUGAACUUAAAUAUUUUACCACAUUUUUUGCCACAUAAGUAUCAUACACCGUAUGUGGUCGCAAUAAUAGAUUAGCCGAGAUUGGAAAAAAGUUACCCCUCAAAUGGUCGUAUUAUGAAUAAGCCACGCGGCAUCAUUCAAGACUGAUGCACGUGUCGUUUAUACGCCUUUUAUUUCCAGAUUAAGGUGUCGAUAAACCUAAAAAACGGGAUUCUAAUAGCGGUAUUAAAUAAAAAAUUGAUACUCUUAAAUCGAGCUCGUAAACACCCCCUGUAGUUGAGAAACCUUCAAAUUUGUUAAAAAUCAUUUUCCACGGUGGGUUACAAAUAUCACGACAAAAUAAUGAUUUUUAAUUUUCAAUUUUAGAUUGAUAAGGAGAAUUAAAAAAAUAUUGCAAAAUACUUUUCUUAUCAGUGUGUAAUAUGUAUCGAGACUCGUGACUAAAUUUCAGUCUCCACCUUCUUCCUGUUUCAUCUCAUUAACAUUAGCUUCGAAGAUGCUUCCCGUACAAUUAAAUAGCAAAAAAUAUCGACGCGAGUCUUAUCUAAUCAGUAUCCUUAUCAAAAGCCAUGCGAACGUAAAUUGUAUUGUUUCAUGUUAUUCAAUUAUAAUGUUUGUUGAAACAUUCUUGUAUGAGUCAGUCGUUUUAUAUAAAUAACGUGGAAAGACAAAUAAAUUUGACAAUCGUUAAAGGAAAAAUUCAACUUCUGUUUGACAAAUAUUAAGAUAGUUAUCUAUUGCAUUAAUGACCUGUGAUAAUUCUCGGUACACUUGAUAAUCGUUUUAAUCAGUUCCGUUAUUGUUAAUACCUUGUUGGCACAGUGUUAGGUAAAAUUAAACAGGCUCCCACGCAGAUUCGUCGUUAAUAGGGCUCGAAUGAACACGAUCGCAGAUUUAAUCAUUUAAUCGGGAUCGCACGAUGACACCCUUCCCCUGGUCCAUCCCCUUGGAAAAUCUAUAUCACCCUCCAGAGGUGUCACAAUAAAACAGCUCGUGGCUGGUGGCCACUUGACAACGGCUGGAGAUAUUCUCACCCCUAAUGUAUAUUAAACAAGGCUCCCUUUUUUUAUACACCUCUGCAUCCCCCCCCGUUGACUUCGUGGAGUGGCGCUAAUAAGAAUCUAAUUGCUUGGGAACGUUGGGAAUUUUAUUUUCAUUCCACGAAGCUCAUGUUUGUCAAGCCGAGACACAUGGGGGUCUAACAGCGACCUAAGGGUGUCCGGAGGGAUGCUGGAUACGCAUGGAACAGUAUGGGACGGACCAGAGAGGAGCUCCACCCAUGGAGGCUCGUGCUCCGCCUUCGCAAAAUUCAUUUUCCCGGGGGUUGUAUCGUGCUUUCUAUUAGUCAAAUCGGCCCGUUUGGACUCGUCAGUCGGUUUAACAGCUACAAUCGUAACCCGGGUCAAAAGUGUCUCUUAUCCCUCCGAAUAAACUUAAAUACUAAUCCGUUAUUGUUUCGUGAAGUUGAAACUGGUGUUGUGAUCAUAAAAGUGAAGGAGAAUUGUUUUUUAAUAUGGUAAGGAUCGGUUGUGACAAACUUUGUGCAAUAUCUCAUUGACGUAUCAAUUUGUAAGUGAAGCAGUUUCAAUUGUUAAUUUUUUAUAAACCACCCUCCAAGGGUUCAACAUAAAUAUGUAAUUUUUUACAUUUAUUUUGAAAUAUUUUUAUGAAUGUUCGUUAAGAUUCUUUCUUCAGUGAUUAAAUUCUUGUAAAUUUCUGAAACGAGUGACGUGUCAACUUAUCUGUUGAAUGUCAGGGACAAAAGCGCGGAGAGGGUGCGAUAGGAGCAUCCGGUUGGCGCUAUGUCGGUUCAUUUUAUUUUCUGAUGAUUCAACCAGAUUUCCCGCGACUUUUGUCAUCGACCAUCUGAUCGUGCCACGCGACUGAGGAAUUUAGUGAAAUAGUGAUUAAUUCUAAUGAUUCGAACGGUUUGUCUUAGUACCAGGAGAUCCAGAUGUGUUAUUCGUAAAUUACAGUCGAUGCUGACGUACAAUGGUUGUACCGGAGGUACUGUAGACACGGAGAAUGGUUCUCCAGCGGAUUCACUUUUGUCAGCCGAAGGAGAACUCGCUGAAGAAGCUGGGGAUUCGCCAGGUACACCGAGAGAUACCGAGGAGGAGGCUACACUUUCCGAUGAAUUUUAUUCCCACGAUACUGACGAGGAUGAGGAUCAAGGCAAGAAACGAAGAGAUCGCACUAAUUCCCUAGACGGCAUUUCUUCUUCCGGGGGUGGACACCUGGGUUCACCCACCCCCAGAGUAGGCAGUCUAGGAGUUCGAAAGUUGUUCACAAACAGCCGUGAACGUUGGAGACAACAAAAUGUCAGCGGUGCCUUUGCGGAACUUCGAAAAUUGGUACCUACUCAUCCACCAGACAAGAAACUAUCCAAAAACGAAAUUUUACGAAUGGCAAUUAGGUAUAUACGACUACUAAGCAAUGUCCUGGAAUGGCAAAAAGCACAAGACCGAAACGAAAUCAACCAGCACGAAGUUCGAAUAAAAUGUGAGCCUAAUUUCAAUCAAAAUUCAACUAUAUAUCAUACAAAAUCAUCAAUAUUAAAACAAGAGAAGCAAAUGAACGAGAAUCAUGGAUACAGAACAUCUGGUAUCAUACAGUAUCCGGUAUCUCAGGUGGUAUGCGACAAAAAUGGGAAUAAUUUAUUGAUGAUUGCUCCAAAUGGUCAUGGUAUACCUAAUAAGAGAAGUGUCACACCAUUGACUCAGAACCCUUUACCACCGGUUGUGAUCAAUAAUGGAAGUAUAAGAGGGUCUUCCAAUGGUCCACGACCUUCGACCUUCCCAAAAUCACCUCAAGUGAGUGGUCAAGGUAUAAGUUCCAGUAUUACUUGCCCAUCGACUGGAUCUGUGACGAAUAAUGUACCCACUGUUAAUGGAAACGUGCCUAAUUGUGGUCAGAAGAGGUUGAAGAUUGAAAAAGAGGAUGAUGAAUCUGGACAAAAUAGAGAGUGUAAGGUUUUGCCUGUUCAUAACGUCCCUAUGAGGAAAAGGGUGAAAAUGACCUUUGUUAAAGACUCGAAUCCGGGAUUUCGUAAUGAUUUUAGAAAUGUAGAACAUAAAUGAGUUUUAUUUACAUUACUGGAUGAAGAGACAAAGAUAUGUUAAGUGCAAUUUAGUAUAGAACAUGGGUGUACGUAGGUAAGGGUGGGGGGUGGGCCAGGUUCUUCGCUAUUUCCAAAUUUUCAAGUUUCAAAAUUCAAAAAAUCAAAAAUUCAAAAAUUUCUAAGGUACCUAGCCCUCUCCAGAAAAAAAGCCUACUCACUCCUAUGGUAUAGAAAGAAUCUGUACAACAGAACGGUGUAUAAUCUUUCUCAAAGAAUAUUUUAUUAGUUAAAUUGUAUUUAUGUUGAAUCUCAGUCAUACAUAUCGAUACAACGAUACCAGAAAACAAUAACCGAAGAAUCACCAAUGAAUUUCUUAGAAGACACCAACAUGUAUAAUCCAACAAUAUCACAAGAAAAUUUCCAAUACAUAUAAAAUUCCAUCAUUAACGAUACACAGAUUGACAAAAUUCGUACACCGAACAUGGCGAAGAGAAGUCGACGACUACGUGUUACAACAAUUUACUAACAACAAAGUCUGACUCAGAAAUGAAGAAAAUAAACAGGAAUUUAGCAAACGCA
Messenger RNA from Osmia bicornis bicornis, 5402 nucleotides. RefSeq lists its product as uncharacterized. Gene Ontology annotation, biological process: regulation of transcription by RNA polymerase II. Lineage: Eukaryota; Metazoa; Arthropoda; Insecta; Hymenoptera; Megachilidae. The record is from RefSeq and is a predicted model, not a curated record. Gene Ontology annotation, molecular function: DNA-binding transcription factor activity, RNA polymerase II-specific; protein dimerization activity; RNA polymerase II cis-regulatory region sequence-specific DNA binding. The transcript is spliced from 5 exons. Bases 3679 to 4842 code for a protein of 387 amino acids.